Molecule: messenger RNA, 1839 nt
Organism: Chaetomium strumarium
Lineage: Eukaryota; Fungi; Ascomycota; Sordariomycetes; Sordariales; Chaetomiaceae
Product: ubiquitin fusion degradation protein UFD1-domain-containing protein
Exons: 3
Coding region: 273-1367 (364 amino acids)
Cellular component (GO): VCP-NPL4-UFD1 AAA ATPase complex
Molecular function (GO): polyubiquitin modification-dependent protein binding
Source: RefSeq, a predicted model, not a curated record
UAGGCUGAGCAGCAAGCAUAACACCCAGCGAGCCUCAAGUUCUGCCUAAGUACAAGUACCUACUACCACGCCUACCUUACGAUUUGAAAGCUACAUCUAAACCCAUCAUCCCACUUGAAUCUUUCUUUCUCUCCCAACUUCUCAAAAGCCACUUCCGUUGUGAUAUGCGGAUCUAACAUCAACAACCACAUCAGCACAUAAAACCCCAUCGCUAUUUCACCAGCAGUUACAGACUUGCACACCCCCGUGCAUCUCAACCUCAACCAUCCGGAAUGUUUAAUCCGUGGAACGCUGGCGGUGGCGAUUAUCGUGGGAGCCUCCGAGCGCCUCGCGCCCAACGCUUCGACGAAUACUACCGCUGCUACCCCCUAGCCAUGGCGCCUGGCUCAGAGCGACCAGAACUGAACUACGGCUCUAAAAUAUUCUUGCCUCCCUCCGCUCUCGACAAAGUAUCGAGGCUCCACGUUCAGUGGCCUAUUAUGCUGGAACUGGUCAACGGGGAAUCGGGCAAACACACACAUGCAGGCGUCUUAGAGUUCGUGGCAGAGGAGGGCAGGGCAUACAUCCCACAAUGGAUGAUGCAAACACUCCAGCUUGAUGUCGGCGAUAUGAUCCAGGUCAAGACCACGUCUCUCGAGCUAGCUAAAUUAGUCAAGCUGCAACCCCAGUCGGUCAACUUCCUGGAGAUUACCGACCCCCGUGCCGUCCUCGAGAAGGCAUUCCGCAACUUUGCCGCCCUGACGAAGGGUGACGUCUUUAAUUUCGAGUACAACGACGAGAUCUACGAUGUCGCCGUUCUCGACGUGAAGCCCGAGACAGAGAAGAUGGGUGUCAGCAUGAUCGAGACCGACGUCAGCGUCGAGUUUGCUCCACCAGUCGGCUAUGUCGAGCCCGAGAAAGCGCCGCGGGGCAGCGGCACCAGCACACCUCGGAGUACCCGCGGUGGGAUGCCGCCCGGGGGCUUGCUCCAUAACCAAGGCACCAUGGCCCAGGCGAUCAACUACAACGCUAUCGCGCCGGGCUCGGCGGCGGCCUCGGCAGGGAAAUUUGCCGGGGAGGGGCAAAGGCUGGGCUCUAAAAAGGGCGGCAAAGGCUCGACACCCAAUCCCGCAACGCCCGUGGCCGACACGUCGACCACAUCCGCUAAGGAAGCUGUCAUACCCAAAUCGCGCAACAACGGCCCUGCACCGCUCCGUCUGCCGCCAAACAAGCUGUUCCUCGGAUACCGGAUCAUAUGGGUCAAGACGGCAGAGGACAAGGAGCGAGAGGAGGCGAAUGCCAAGCAGCCACACUUCGCCGGCCAGGGCCACACAUUGAGGGAAGCAGGGAAGAAAAAGGGCGAGGCUGACGACAAGAGCGGCAAAUGAAGGCUUGACCCAGGAGGUAUUUGGGCGAAGCCUGACUUGAUGGAGGUUGUCUGAUUCACCGAAUUCUAGCGCGAGUAUUCGUAUUGCUUCAGUUGGUGAAUGACUAUCAUGGCGUUAUUAGGAUGGAUGGUUCUGGGCGGGCAAAGGGAACUGCUUUGGGGGCCUAAACUCGGAAUCGGGGGCGGACAGAGGUUUCCGGCGCUUUGCAAUAUUCGCUAUGUUAGUUGAUCGAUCAUUGACUCUCUCCGAUUGGGAAGGGAGUUUGAAUAGCACGACGUCUGGCCCUCUGUUAGCUCGGACUAAAACCUGCAGUCAUCCACCGCGAGACUAUUUGGAGCCAGUAGGUGAUUCACUCAUCACAGUCGUGUCGAGCGAGACUGUUAUACACUAAUACGUCAUGAGGAUCCGUGCAAGGGACCUAGUAGUACAUAUGUUACACAUAUCGAGAGUCGAGACCGUUCAGAAAUCGGAC